Molecule: messenger RNA, 1272 nt
Organism: Cannabis sativa
Lineage: Eukaryota; Viridiplantae; Streptophyta; Magnoliopsida; Rosales; Cannabaceae
Product: nonsense-mediated mRNA decay protein 2-like
Exons: 3
Coding region: 1-1089 (362 amino acids)
Source: RefSeq, a predicted model, not a curated record
AUGAAAGAUAUUGGCCAACUUCGUCCUCUAUCCUUUAAGGAAUCUGUUAGGGAAUGUUUUACCACCAAGAGGUGGGGUGAUUCUGAUGAGGAUGCUGUGAAGUUGGCAGUUUUGUAUUUCGUGGAGUGGUUCUUGCUUAGUGGCACUAAGCAUAAAAAUGUACCCAAGUCUAUUUUAGAUGUUGUAGAUAGUGGGAGGUACAAUGAAUUUGCUUGGGGCCGGAGUUCUUUUGAAUUGACUAUUUCCUCAUUGAAGGGUAAGCUUGAUAGUUGGGUUGAGGGGGUUAGGAAGGCAAGGAGUUCGGGAAAGAGGCCGAGUGUUUUUUACACUUUGAUUGGUUGUCCUCAUGUUCUUCAAGUUUGGUUCUACGAGUGUUGUAAGUACAUGAAAGGUAAGUACUGCCAAAAGGAAAGCUCUCGUAUUCCAAGGAUCACUCAGUGGACAUGCAAUAGUCAACCUACUUUCAAAGUUUUGAAGACUACUAUCUUUGAUGUUUCCAAAGAUAAGCUGCAACUUUCAAAUAUGAGGCCCACGGCUGGUGAGUUCAAAGCUUUGAAACUGAGCAGUUUCAAGUUCGACACCGACUACAACUCUUACAAGAGUCUUCCUGUUCCCGAAGAGCCAACUGUUGCUCAGAGUGACAUUUCUGUCAAGCUUGAUGCCUUUUCUGAGAAAUUUCAUGGGUUGGAGGUCAAGAUCGAUUCGUUGCAUACUUCCCAACAGAAGAUUUCAUCUGAUUUGGUUGAGUUGAAAGAGUUUGUGUCUGCACAGUUUGUUUCUUUUGGUGCUCAGAUGGCUUCAAUGCAGACACAGUUUUCUACUGUUUUUGCCGAUUCCUAUGCCAAGGAAAAAGGCAGUGACUCUUCCAAUGAUGAUGAUGGAGGUGGUGAUGAAGCAGAUUUUGAUUUAAAUGAAUCUGAAGAAACUGAUGAAAAUGAAGAAGAGAAUGUUAUGGGUGAUGAGGAAGGGGAGGGUAGUGAAGGUGAAGAGAAGGAUGGUCAAGCCGAUGAAGAUUCUGACUCAAAAGAAAAAAAUGAUAAUGGCAGUGAUGAUGAUGCCACUGAUAGUGAGGAGAAGGUAGAUAAGUAGACAAUGUAACUAGGUUUUAGUUACUUUGUGUGGUUUAUUUUGUUGUAAGUCCGUUUUAGGUAGUGCUCUUGUAAUUCUAUGUUAUUGUUAUGUCUCUUGUUAUGUUUUAUUUUUCAGAAAUUUGCAACUAUUUUCAGACUAUUUAUUUGUAUUUAUUAUGUUAUUUAUAUGGCUGUGUUUGUA